AUGGCGUUUUCCCUCCUGAUCCUCUUACUCCUUUGUGAAGCAACUUCGUCCAACUCGAUUCGAGAAGGAGAAGAGCAGCUGCGUCAGAGAAUUCUAGAACUACUGAAGCCGACCCACGUACUGGAUCUCGCGAGGGGGACUCUGAACGUGAGCGUGGACAUCAUCGUCGACUCAGUGACCGACCUCAAAAUACUUCGAAUGGAGUUCGAGGUCAGGUUGAGGCUCUUCCUCACCUGGGAACUCAAUGACGACACGCUGGAAAUUUGUUAUCUGGAGGCUGAAUCAGCGGGAGCCAGUCGUCUGUCUGUGGAUCAGGGUCACGUCGUCCUCGCCACGGACGAUGUUUAUUUCGAAGAGGCCAAGUUGAUCACAGUUCCGUCAGAGACCGUGAGGCCUGUGGGCGUCCGUUAUUACCGCGAUGAAAGAACAUCAAGAUAUUACAAGGAAUUCUCUGGAACAUUCGUGGUCUCGGUCGGCUGCAAUCUCGAUCUGACGCGAUUCCCCUUCGACGAGCAAUUGUGCCCCCUGACGAUCAGGAGCUUCUCACAUCGAAAUUACGAAGUCGGCAUCUAUCCGCGAGGUCUUGUGGUGGAUGAGGAUUUGGAACUGAGUGAAUACACUCUCACGAUCAGGAUGUCUUCUCAAGAAAUCCAGCAUCCCUCGUGGGGUAGCCGUGGCGGAGGAUUGGAGCUCAUUCUAGAGACCUGUUCGAGCAGGCUAUCAGCCCGAGACGGCGUAUUCCAAGGAGUUCAGCUUUCCUUCCGCUUCGCUCGUCGGCUACCGCAUCAGUUUCUGAUUAUGUAUCUCCCUUCUCUGAUAAUCGUUGGUGUUGCAUCUCUGUCUUGGCUGCUCCCAUUGAGCGCAUCGAUCGAAAGGUUGACUCUGAUUAUCACGGUCACUCUGGUCAUGUAUACUCAACUUGGAAAAAUUCGAUCGAGCGUGCCCACUACCUCAUACGUCACGUUCGGUGACAUCUGGAUUUUCGCAUGCACGCUUUUCGUUUUCGGAGUCACGGUAGAGUGUUCCGUCAUGGAAGGACUCUACGAGAGGCAGAAGCGGAAGGAGAACAAAAACGUAAGGAUGGCUCCGCAAGGACGAUGA
Messenger RNA from Galendromus occidentalis (western predatory mite), 1101 nucleotides. Its product is annotated as gamma-aminobutyric acid receptor subunit beta-like. Gene Ontology annotation, cellular component: membrane. Gene Ontology annotation, biological process: monoatomic ion transmembrane transport. Bases 1 to 1101 code for a protein of 366 amino acids. NCBI's taxonomy places the organism in Eukaryota, Metazoa, Arthropoda, Arachnida, Mesostigmata, Phytoseiidae. Gene Ontology annotation, molecular function: transmembrane signaling receptor activity; extracellular ligand-gated monoatomic ion channel activity. The transcript has 9 exons. The record is from RefSeq and is a predicted model, not a curated record.